Manduca sexta (tobacco hornworm) is the source of this 1802-nucleotide messenger RNA. Its product is annotated as luciferin 4-monooxygenase-like. NCBI's taxonomy places the organism in Eukaryota, Metazoa, Arthropoda, Insecta, Lepidoptera, Sphingidae. The coding region runs from base 105 to 1772 and encodes 555 amino acids. The transcript is spliced from 12 exons. Gene Ontology annotation, biological process: fatty-acyl-CoA biosynthetic process; long-chain fatty acid metabolic process. The record is from RefSeq and is a predicted model, not a curated record. Gene Ontology annotation, molecular function: long-chain fatty acid-CoA ligase activity.
AUAACUAUUAUUCGUUUAAGAACGUAAGGAAUAUCUGAUUAAAUCAGUCCAUAUUUAAAGUUCGCGCUGUGAAGUCGCGUUCGAAAGCUAAAUUAUCGAAGUUCAUGAUGACCGGAUCCAGGUGCGGUAACAUACCUGUGGCAAGUGAAGCUUCCAAAUUCUAUCUAAAUGAUUUAACACAUCGUGUCGUCGCGAACACUGGAAGAUAUGACGAUCGGCAUCAUUUAGGAAAGAUCAUCCUGCAAAACCUUAGAGACAACCCGGACUUUGUGAUGCAAAUAGAUGCAGCUACGGGAGAGUCGGAAACCUUCGGGUCAGUAUUAAAGAGAUCGGUGCAAUGUGCUAAUGGGCUCAGAAAAUUAGGUCUUAAGACCGGCGACGUCAUGAUCAUAAUGGCACCAAACCAUUUGGACUUGGCCAUACCGUUCUACGCAGCCUUGUAUCUUGGAAUUACUAUUGCUCCUAUUGACACGAUGUUAAAAGUCAGCGAGCUUGAGGACUUAUUUCGUAUUGAUGUCCCGAAUAUAAUAUUCUGCCAAAAUGAAAAAUUAUCAGAAGUUCUGGUAGCUUCCAAGGUAUUAGAGGAAAAACCAGAAAUAAUUACUUUUGAUAAAAGUGAUGAAGUGCCUACUUUCGCAGACUUUCUUCAUAAGUAUGGAAACGACGUUAGUGUUGAAGAUUUCAGAGCUUCUGAUUUUUCGCCGAAAUCUACAUUAGCUAUUCUAUUAAGCACUAGCGGCACGACAGGCAAACCGAAGUCAGCCGCCGUUUCACACAGAAGUUUCGUAAUAUCUUUGCCCUACUUCUGGCUAAGGUUUACAAAAUUCCCAACACCAACAAGAUUACCAAUCAUCGUGUCUCCAAUUCAGUGGCUGUCAGCGAUUAUACAUUACCUUGGUGCACCUGUAUUCAAGUACACCAGGCUACAGUCUUCUUUACCAGCGACGCAGCAACACACUUACGAAAUGAUCAACAAAUACAGACCAUCAUACAUCAUUUCGAGUCCAACUAUGUUAACGACUCUUAUAAAGCCUAUUGAUAGAGACAGUUGUGAUUUUUCGUGUUUCGAAACAAUACUGGUAGGAGGAGGUGCCGUACCCGACAACCUUAUUGAAGAUGCAAAGAAAUUUAUGCCUAACGCGGAUAUAGAACAAGGUUAUGGUAUGAGUGAAGCCACGACGUUAGUAUUUCUAAAUAUUGGUCAUGCGCCCGGCUCCUGCGGGAAACCGCAUGGAUUGUUCCAGUAUAAGUUGGUAGAUCCUAUAACUGGUGAAGAAAUAAAUGAGCCGAACAAGCCUGGAGAGUUGUGGAUUCAAAGUGAAGUGAUUUUUUCGGGUUACUACAAUGAUCCCAAAGCGACAACAGAGAUUUAUGAAGACGGGUGGUUGAAGUCAGGAGACAUCUUCUACAGAGAUGAAAAUUGGAAUUUCUUCUUCGUGGACCGGCUCAAACUUUUACUAAAGUACAAAAAUCACCAAGUUUCGCCAGUGGAAGUGGAAGGUGUAAUCAGACAGCACCCAGCUGUGCUGGACGUGGCGGUAGUGGGGUUACCAGACCCCGAAAGCGGCGAAUUACCAGUAGCAUGUGUUGUACCUAAACCGGGGCACACCAUUUUCGCACAAGAAAUAAAAGACUUGGUCAAAAACACGUUAGCGGAUUCAAAACAGCUAAGAGGCGGAGUGGUCGUGAUGAGUGAGCUGCCUCUCACCGCCACUACUAAACUGCACAGACAGAAACUUAAUCAAAUAGUCCUCACCGCGAACAGAGAAUAAAAAUAUUUGUUAUAUUAAUCUUUUUUUAUA